UACGUGCUUACGUCACAGGGUUCCGGACGUAAAGCAAAAUAUUACACUGGGUGUAAACAUGUCAGUGUCACACAGGUAGAGCAGCGCAAAAAUGGUCUUCGAAAGCCUCGUUGUCGAUGUUCUCAACCGUUUUUUGGGCGACUACGUUGUCAACCUUGACAGCUCGCAGUUAAAGCUUGGAAUUUGGGGAGGCAAUGCUGUUUUAAAAAGUCUUGAAAUAAAAGAAAAUGCUUUGAGCGAACUUGAUAUUCCUUUUAAAGUGAAAGCUGGUCACAUAGGGCGCCUUGAGCUCAAGAUUCCAUGGAAAAACCUCUACACUCAGUCAGUGGAGGCCACACUGGAUGGCGUCUACUUACUUAUAGUUCCCACAGCCAGUAUAAAGUACGAUGCGGAAAAAGAGGAGAAGCAGCUACAAGAGGCUCGUCAGAGGGAGCUGCAGCGGAUAGAAGAUACAAAGAGAAAAGCUGCCGAGCAAGAGGAUCCUCAACAGGAGAAGCAGGACUCAUUCAUGGAGAAGCUUGUUACUCAGGUCAUCAAAAACCUGCAGGUUAAGAUCUCAAACAUCCAUGUUCGGUAUGAAGACAAUGUCACCAAUUCAAAAUGUCCUUUGUCUUUUGGGGUGUCGCUGAAAAACCUUAGCCUUCAGACUGCUGACAAGAACUGGAAACCGAGUCUCCUGGAUGAGAACUCAAGGCUUUUUUUUAAGUUGGUUAAACUGGAGAACUUGUUUGCUUACUGGAAUGUAAACUCAGUGCUUUUCUCCAGUCAAAGUGCAGAAGAGGCUUUGCGUUCUCUUGAAAACAGCAUGACAAUCCAGAAGUCUCCUACUGCUAACCAUGACUUUAUCAUUCGGCCUAUCUCGGCUGAUGCUAAACUGAAGAUGAAUCCCAGGUCAGAUGUGGAUUUUUCUUCUCCUAAAGUGGAUUUGAUUGUAAAUCUGAGUGAGGUAGCCAUCGAACUGAAUAAACCCCAGUACAUCAGCAUUUUGGAGCUGCUUGACUCUGUGGAUAUGAUGUCUCGGAAUCUGCCAUACAGGAAAUACAAACCUGUGGUCCAAGUUCACCAGAAUGCUGGCGCAUGGUGGAACUAUUGCAUCACAAGCAUACUUGAGGUCAACGUAAAACCCCAUCUUCACAUGUGGUCAUGGCAACACAUCCGCCGGCACCGGACAACUGUACAACGUUACAAAGACCUCUACAAGAUAAAAAUCACCAGCAAGAAGCCCAGUGACUAUCUUCUCAAGGAUCUAGAGAACACUGAAAAGGCCUUGGAUAUUUUCAACAUUACAUUGGCCAGACGGCAGGCUGAAGUAGAGGCAAGCAAGGCAGGGCUUCGGAUUUAUCGGCCAGGAGUGAAGAUGGAGGAAGAGGAGUCUCAGGGCUGGUUCAGUUGGGUGUGGAACUGGGGAGGAGAGGCUGAAUCAGAAACAAAAAUGACCAAUACUGGAGGCUUUGAUGGACUGUUAACGCCUGCAGAGAAAGCCAAACUCUACACUGCCAUUGGCUACAGCGAAACUGUUGCUAAUCCUAAUUUGCCCAAGAAUUUUGAAGACAUGAAAGUGAAUUUCCAUAUGGAGAGGCUGUGUGUAUCCAUUAAAGAUGAGAAGGACAAAAAUGAAGUGAUGAGGCUGACUGUCGGAGAGCUCAAGUCUACGCUCACCCAAAGACCUGGAGCACAAGCCAUCAAGAUCACAGCUGAGCUUAGUUUGUUUGAAGUGACUGGUUUGUCCAGUAACCGGCCUGCACCGACCCUCCUUUCAUCAAGGAGGGCAGCCACAAAAACAGGAUCGCCACUUCUCAGCAUUCUGUUUGAGACCAAUCCGCUGGAGGAAAGUGCUGACCAGAGAUUUCACGUCAAAUCUCAGCCUCUGGAAAUCAUCUAUGAUGCUUUAACAGUAAACGGUGUAUCAGCUUUCUUCAGACUUCCAGAUGAUGUGCAGCUUGAUGAGUUUACCAAGGCAACACUAAUGAAACUGGAGCAAUUUAAAGAUCGCACAGCCACAGGUUUACUGUAUGUGAUUGAAACACAGAAAGUCCUGGACCUGAAGGUAAACCUCAUGGCCUCCUACGUCAUCAUUCCACAGAGUGGCUUUUACGACGGAACACAAAACAUUUUGCUGUUGGAUCUUGGUCAUUUCAAGAUGGCCAGUCAGAGCAGAAAGAAUUUGCCACAGCUGAAUGCAUCUUCCAGUGACAUUGAAGCGAUCAUGUCCAGAGCUUACGACACCUUUGAUGUGCAGCUCAGCUCCCUUCAAUUCCUUUACAGCAAACCAGGUGGAGAUUGGAAAAAGGCCCGUAAACAAAGAGAAUCACCGCUCCACAUCCUGGAGCCUGUCGACGUGAAUGUGGAUUUUAGCAGAGCGAUGGUCGUCAAAGACUCUCGCAUGCCAAAAUAUAAAGUAUGCGGAAAACUUCCUCUACUGUCCCUCAAAAUUUCUGACAUUAAACUUCGAAGUGUUCUGGAGCUGGUUGAUAGUAUCCCCCUGCCUGAGAGCAAACCUGCUGCUCACAACACUGCUCCAUCUUCCUCUCAAAAACCAAAGAAGCCUUUUACCCCUCAGCUCACUUUCAAAAGACCUCCUCUCUUACCGGACCAGCGUUCUUCUCUUAUUUUUGAGUCAUGUGAGACCAUCAGCUUAACAUCAUUGGGGUCAGAGGAAGAUUUGUUCUAUGAUGCUCCCAGUUCUCCUGUUGGGGAUGACCCAUUCUUCCCAGACAAUCCCAUGCCGCUGCGCUUUGUUGAUUCAAGAAAUAGAAGAAGCUUAAUAAAAGAAGAUGCACAGAAGAACAUGACGGAGUUCUCCAUGACAUUUCUGAUACAUGAGUUCUCAGUCCAGCUUUGUCGAAUGUCUGAAGAAAAGGAAGUCACAGUUCUCCAUUUGGACAUUGAAGGUUUGGGUACUGAGCUGCAGUUACGCACUUUUGACAUGACAUCUAAAACAUUCCUGCAAGAGAUCUGCCUGACGUGUCCUGAAUAUGUGGAUCUGGAAAAGAAGAAAGUUCAGCUGAUCACCACUCUUGACAACUCUGAAGUUGACCUACUCAUCUUGGAAUAUGUCAAAGCUGAUAAAAAAGGCCCAGAAUUCAAGACUCUUCAUAAUAAUACAGAACAGCUGAUCGAGGUGAAAUUUUCAUCCCUGGAUGUGCAUCUCCAUACUGAGGCUCUCCUGAACACCAUUACCUUCCUCAGUAACCUCCUUCCUCCUUCAACUAAGAAGAACGAAGUGCUGGAGGUGGAGGGAGAGGAAGAAAAGGAGGAAGAGAAGAAAGAAGAAACUCUUGCAAAUAGAAAGAAAAGUUCAAAAAUGUCAAAGUUUGCAGAUGUUGUUAAUCUUCACAUCAAAGCGGAUCUGCGAUGCUUGAAAGUGUUCCUUCGAGGACAGAAAGCCAGGAUCUCGGAGAUCAGAGUUGAAGGUCUGGUUUCCGAGGUUCUAAUGAGGAAGAAGAUGAUGGAGGUUUUAGCCAAACUAAAGAACAUUGUAGUUUUAGACUGCAACAAAGAGGGCUUUUACAAGAAGGCAGUGUCUAUUGCAGACAAAGAAGUCUUUGACUUCCAUAUGUUAAAUUACACUGAUGCAACGGAAGGCGACUCCUAUCUGGACAUGUCUAAUGUUGAUACUGCUGUCACUCUGACAGUGGGAUGCAUUCAAGUCAUCUUUCUCAACAAGUUUCUGGACUCAGUACUGGCAUUCAUAAAUAAUUUCCACAUGGCCAAAGAAGCCCUAGCUGAGGUGACGGUCCAAGCCGCAGAAAAAGCAGCUUCAGGUGUGAAGGAGCUUUCUGAGCGCAGCACCCGGAUCGCUCUUGAUGUCCGCUUCAAUGCACCCGUCAUCUACCUUCCCCAGUCUUCUUCCUCUUCAAAUGUCAUUGUAGCUGAUCUUGGCAGACUGUGUGUCAAAAACCGAUUUAUCAAGCAGCCAUUCAAAAGUGACAGUAAGAUUCCACCCGUUGUGGAUAAAAUGACAGUGAAACUGACUGACCUCAAGAUGUACAGAACAACUCACACAAAUGGAAAUUUUCAGGGAGAAAGUCAACUUUUGAAACCUGUCUGCUUAGAUCUGGAAAUCCAGAGAAAUCUCUCAUCUAACUGGUACUACGGCAUCCCUGACAUACAGAUCUCUGCUCAUCUGAAGCCCAUGAGUCUGAUCCUCUGCCAGGAUGACAUGAUCGUGGUCUUGAGGACUCUUGGAGAGAACUUGUCGGAGAAGUCUGACGUAGUUCCACCUUUACCUGAUUUGCCCCCUACUAAGGAGUCACAGGACUCUGGAACCUCUGGAUCUACUAGCAGUAACACGGUGGUGACAGCUGCUGUUGUGGAGACCCAACAAGACAUGCAGCGCAAAACAACACUCAAGUUAGACUUCAAGUUUGACUCCAUGACAGUGGUCUUGUACAGCCCUAACAAGAAUGAAAUGGAAGUGUUGGAUCUUCAUCACGAGCAGCUGAAGCUGGCAGAGUUCACUCUGGGCACCAUCUCCACUUCUGUUGACAUGUUCUCCGACAGCUCCAUGAAAGCCUUUGUCCAACUCUCUGCCUGCCUGCUUGAUGACAAGAGACCAACUAUCAAGAUGGUCACCUCAAGAAUGGUGGCCAUGCGUCCUGGAGCAGAGCAGAACAUGAUGGUGAAGGUAAACUAUCGACAAGGGCGAGAUGGCACAACGAUUGACACAGUGGUUCAGGACAUCUACCUCUGUGCCAGCAUGGAGUUCCUCCUCACAGUGGCAGAUAUAUUUCUCCAAGCCACCCAUCAGGGGUUUGCUCAAGGGCCACAGGCCAAGAGCACAGCUGGUGCUAGAGAAAAAAAGAACAUUAACUCGUCUGUCGCCUCUAAAGACUCUGGAACGUCUCCAGUGUCAAAGACAGAGAUGAAUGUUGUGGUGCAAAACCCAGAGAUUGUAUUUGUGGCUGACCUGUCUCGAGCUGACGCCCCGGCCCUGGUGAUGACGACACACUGUGAAUUACUAAUGAAAAGUGGUGCAGAUGGGCAGUUGAUGACUGCAAUUAUCAAAGACCUACAGGUUAUGGCGUGUCCCUUUUUAACAUCAAAGAGGGAGAACAACAUGACCACUGUUCUGCAGCCUUGUCAAGUGUUUUUUCAAAGUUCUCAGCCUACAGAUGCACCUCAGGACAUGGAGGUCACCAUCAAAGCCCUCUCGCUGAAGGUAUCUCCUAUAAUCAUCAAUACAGUGAUUACUAUUCAGUCAGCUCUGACUCCUACGGCAGAGACACAUGAGGAGGAGCACAGCCCUGUUCCAGUAAAACUCUGGGAGAAGCAGAGCUGGAAAGAGCUCAAAAUGUGGUUUUUGGAAGAGGAAAGUGAUGAAGACACAAAAUCAUUGACUCCAUUGAUACCACAGGGAGAGUCCUUAAAGGUGACUAUAAAAUCCAUCUGUCUGACCCUGGAAGCUGGAGUGGGGCAUCGUACAGUUCCCAUGCUUCUAGCUAAGUCCUGCUUUGAUGGAAAUGUAAAGAACUGGACCACACUCAUAAACUUGAACAGCAAACUUGACUUGGAGGUUCACUACUACAAUGAGAUGAUGGGAGUGUGGGAGCCUCUUCUGGAGCCGCUGGAAGAUGAGACGGGAGAAGAUUUCAGACCAUGGACACUUGAACUUAAGAUGAAAAAGAAGCCAGUUAAAAAGAAAUCAAUUGAAAAUGAUCCAACGAGUUCCUCUGACACGGCGGAUGAGGUGGAUUUUAAUCUCCCAGAUUACAAGACAGUCAUCAUCGUCAACAGUAAAGACCAGCUCAACAUCACUCUAAGCAACUGUGGGCUGUCCAUGCUCAGUAAUCUAGGCAAAGCAUUUUCAGAGGCUGCCAAACAGACCGCAGAAUCCUUCCAAAAGGAUGAAGCUCCUUUUGUGGUCAAAAAUAUGCUCGGCCUGCCAGUUUCUGUCCAACUCAGCGAGAUGUUUCAUGUGCUUGGAAAGCAAACCACCAACAACACAGUGACACUGCAGAGCGAUGAAACCUUGAGGAUGGACUAUUCCUCCAGAACUGACUCUGACCAGUUCUCAGCCAUGAUCUCACUGAGUGAAAAAGAUUACUACAUACAGCCUACUCCCGUGGGCUACUCAUCUACCAGUGUGAUCCCUGUGGUUAAGGUGGGUCGGGGAAUGUACAGCGUGAGCCACAGAGACCCCACGGUUACCCGUUUCCUGGUCUGUCAGAUUUCCUCUGUGGAAGGAAGCAAACUUGUCAAAAUACGUUCUCCAUUCCAGAUUAUCAAUCAUUUCUCAAUUCCAUUUAAAGUUUUGGAGAAUUCUACUUGUCUGGGAAUUGCUCUACCUAAUGAGGAGUUCUGUGUGCCUCUGCAUUCAUACAGGUCCGUACUGAGUCUUCAGCCAGUAACUGAAGGGGGUUCUGGUCAGCAGAGAGAGGAGUUUGAGUGUUCUGAGGGGUUCAGCUAUGAAGAUGCCAGCAACCCUCACCUUCAGCAGACAUGCUGUCGCCAUGGAGAUCAGGGGGUUAAAAUAAUAGUCAACAUUGUGCCAGUGAAGGACACAGUGACAUUCAAAGACACAGGAGAUGCAGGAGAGAACUAUGACGUUCCUUUUGUGCUUCACCUGUGGCCUUCCGUCCUGCUUCACAAUCAGCUGCCCUACCAUAUCACCUACAGGCUGAAGGAAACUGGCGUUUCUGCCCCAGAAGCUACUCUGAAACCAGGUCACUCCACUCAGCUUCACACUGCUGUCAUCAACCAGUCAAAACUGGAACUACGCCUUAUAGACUACUUGUCUCAGGAUUGGUCCUCUGAAUACAGUAUCAGCAAUAACCAGGAGGAGAUCUCCUUCAUCGUGUUCCAGUCGCUUAAAGAGGAAGAAGAGUAUGUGGAAGGGACAGAGAGGAAGAAGGCUGAGUUGGACAUAGCAGUGCAUGUAAAGGAUGAUUCUGGACACACAACCAUUGCAAUCCAUUCCCCAUACUGGAUGAUGAAUAAGACGGGCCGAUUGCUGCAGUACAAAGCUGAUGAUAUUCAUCAUAAACACGCAUUCACCAAGAACAACGACAUGCCCCUGCUCUUCUCCUUCAAGCCUCGACACUUCCUGCGAAACAAUAAGAUUCGUCUUAUGAUCUCAGAAAGUGAUCUGUCAGAUGAGUUCUCCCUGGACACAGUUGGUAGCCAUGGAAAGGUGAAAUGUAAAGGCAUACACAAGGAUUACCUGGUUGGUGUGAAGAUCAAUGCCAGCAGUUUCAGUCUUACCCGCAUUGUGACCUUUGUGCCUUUUUACAUGCUGGUCAACAAAACCAAGUACUGUAUCUUUAUUUGUGAGGAUGAACGAGACAACUGGACAGAGAUGAAAUCAGAACAGACAUGGAUAGUACGAUAUGCAUCCAGUCAUGAUGGUAGACAACCUCACCAGUGUCGGUUGUCUCGGAAAGGAAAAAGGGGGACACUAUUUACAUCAGAGAAGUGUCAGUCAAAGUCAGCCAUCCCAUUCUGGCCUGAGAAUGGUACGAAGAAGCUAAAGAUCAAAGUGGACGGUUGUUUGGGUCCUCCGCUUAAAGUUGACUUCACAAGACAAGAGAACUCCCUGCUGCUGCAUCUGGAUGACUCUUUGGGCGGUAUCAUUGUGGACGUGAAUUUGUCGGAACACACGGUCACAAUCCAGUUCUCAGAAUAUCGGGACGGUUCAGCCCCCUUUCUUAUCAUCAACCAUACCAGCAAUCAAACCCUUUACUUCCACCAAAGCACCAGGACAAAUACCUCGUGGGUGGCUGACGAGGUGCUCGACCUUUCCUUCUCAGUGGAGGAGGACAGCUCUCAGAAAGAGAUCGAGGAGGAGGAGCUGGAGGCAGGGAAAGCUGUGUACUACACCUGGACUGAUCCCUCUGGUUCCCGUGAACUUAGCUGGACAUGGGGCCCUUACAGUGGAGCUCUGAAGAGUGAAGAGGACCUGCAUGAAAACAUCAAAAAGGAGGGGAGACUUUUUGUGAUUUCCUUUUUUGAAGGUCUCCAGCGUGUUGUGGUGUUCUCUGAGGAUCAGAGCAUCUACAGUCUGCUGUGUGAGAGUGAGAAAAUGCAGGCAGCAGAGCAAGAAAUCAUCCUGCUGCUGCAGAACGUGGGCAUUUCUCUGGUCAACAACUCCACCAGCCAGGAGGUUUCCUACAUUGGCAUCACCUGUUCUGAUGUGGUGUGGGAGUUCCAACCCAAGAAGAAGAAGCGCUGGAAACUUUUAAACACUAAAGAAGGAGACAUGCUAGAAAAGUUCUUCAAAGAUUACCAAAGUUCUGGUCAAGUUGAGGAUGCAGAGGUGGAACUGGAAAAUAACUACAAGGUCCGCUUCACAAGCAAUGGCAAGAACAUGCGUAUGCUGGAGCCGUGUGAUGCUCCUCUGAGGAGACACUUUCUGCCAGGGAUAAAGGUGGAGUACAGCAUCUCGUCACGCCAGAGUACCUACCGUGUGAAAAUCCAUCGCAUACAGAUUCAGAAUCAGAUGCAGAGUGCCAUCUUCCCUUACGUCUUCUGUCCUGUGAAGCUGCCAAAGUCCAUCACAAUGGACUCAGAACCGAAACCUCUAAUUGACAUAUGCAUUGUUACCAGGGCAGCAGGACACUCCGAUAUUCCUCGCAUUAAGUACUUCAAGGUUUUGAUUCAAGAGAUGGACUUGAAACUUGAUCUGGGUUUCCUGUAUUCCAUUUUUGACUUGGUCAACCCUGAAAACACCAGCGGCAUGAGUCCAGAACAGGAGGUGGAACUGUUUGAGAAGGACAUAGAGUAUAUAAAAACAGAACUAAACGACGUAUCUGCUGCUGAUACGUCUCCCAUCAGCCUCUACGAGUUCUUCCACAUUUCACCCAUCAAGCUGCAUUUUAGUUUUUCUCUGAGCACGGGAGGAGAAGAUGGUUUGAAAGAGAAAAGAGCCACAGAAGUCAUUCCUGUUCAGUCCCUCAACCUCCUGCUGAAGAGUAUUGGAGCCACUCUCACUGAUGUGCAGGACGUCGUCUUUAAGCUGCCUGCAUUUGAGCUGAAAUUCCAGUUUUGUACAACUCAGCAGCUGCAGUGGAAAGUCAUCAGACAUUAUUCCAAACAGGCUAUCAAACAGGCGUAUGUACUUGUGUUGGGCCUGGACGUGCUUGGAAACCCCUUUGCACUGAUCAGAGGACUGUCCGAGGGUGUGGAGGCCUUCUUUUAUGAACCCUACCAGGGAGCCAUCCAGGGCCCUGAGGAGUUUGUUGAAGGAAUGGCUCUUGGUGCCAAAGUUUUUGUUGACAAAGCUGUGGGGGGUAUAGCAGGUGCAGCCUCCAAGAUGACAGGUGCCAUAUCCAAAGGCAUUGCUGCCAUCACCAUGGAUGAAGAUUAUCAGCAAAAGAGACGAGAAGCCAUCAACAGACAACCCAGUGGGCUGAAAGAGGGUCUGACCCGAGGGGGAAAAGGACUGGUUUCUGGAUUUGUCAGCGGCAUCACAGGGAUCAUUACCAAACCCGUUAAAGGAGCCCAGAAGGACGGGGCUGUGGGGUUCUUCAAAGGCUGCGGCCAAGGUCUGGUUGGCGCCAUCGCUCGACCUACAGGAGGCAUCAUCGACAUGGCCAGCAGCACCUUCCAAGGGAUCAAGAGGGCAGCAGAAACUUCCCAGAAUGUGGAGUCUCUGCGCCCACCUCGUUUCAUUCACGAGGACGGCGUCAUACGGCCAUACAAAGCCAGAGAGGCCAACGGGAGCCAGAUGCUCCAGUGGCGAUUGGCCUUCAGUGAAUGGAGUAGAGCUGACUCAGAUGAUGAGGAUGAUGAGUACAGAAGUUAGAAGUGAUGUAGUGUAGAGCAGUUGCUCUUUUGUCUCCUAGCUUGUGCUAGAGUUUUGUGCUUUUUUUUUAUUUCUAACGUGAAGGAUUUAAGGGAAAUUCAAGAUUUUUAUCUUUGAAGUAGCUCAUUCAUAUUUCCUGUUUUGUUUUUGUUGCCUCUCUGUGUUUUCUUUCAAUCAUAUAUAUUGUUUGUCCCAUUUGUAUUUCAUUAUCUCAUCAUUUUGUUUCCAAUAAAGUUUUUACCAUAAAUACAUCUUCUUCCAUUUUGUUUCAUCCCACCUUUCCUCUCCAUCACACAGUUGUUAACUUCAUGUUUUAAAAAAAAAAAAAAGUUGGUUCCAGUGUUUGGUUUUUCCUAAAACCCCUCUUUGACCGUCUGUCACUGACUUUCUUC
Molecule: messenger RNA, 10134 nt
Organism: Oryzias melastigma (Indian medaka)
Lineage: Eukaryota; Metazoa; Chordata; Actinopteri; Beloniformes; Adrianichthyidae
Gene: vps13a
Product: vacuolar protein sorting 13 homolog A
Exons: 74
Coding region: 92-9742 (3216 amino acids)
Biological process (GO): protein retention in Golgi apparatus; protein targeting to vacuole; autophagy
Cellular component (GO): extrinsic component of membrane
Source: RefSeq, a predicted model, not a curated record